UGCGCAGUGAUGGCUUCAGCGCUCCUUAUGCCUGAAUUUGUGCUUUUCUGAGCAAGGAGCGCUCCUGCGCUUGAGCUAAAGCCGUUAGAGCCCUCGAGAAAUGCCUGUAGUAAGGAACCUCCUCAGAACAGAUAAUGACACACUGCCAUGAAUGCCCUUCAUCCAACAGGCAUUUAUCGAGAGCCCAGUGUAUGCCAGGCCCUGGUGCGCUGGGUGCUGCUACCGAAGCGAGCAUGAGCAAUGCAGGGAAGGUCAGAUCGCCAAGGAGCGGACAGCUUUCCAAGCAGCAGCCCCAUGCCCAACACACUGCCCAGCACACAGUAGGCGCUUCGUGCAAGGCAAGGAAUGGACUGGCAGUGUCAAGACCUCUGGGGAUUCUGCGCCAGGCGGGGACGCUGCAUGGAGGAGGGUAGGCAAUAGGGGGAGCUGUGGGGUCGCCUGGCGGGCCACAGCCGCGCAGAACCCUGGGCUGGGUUGGGCAGGGCCCAGGGCUCCUUCCUGUCGGAGGUGCGGAUGGCGGAUGGCGGCGGGGCUGGACUCGGGGCAUCCACCGGGCUGGAGGCGGCGACGCUGCAGAAGCUGGCGCUUCGGCGGAAGAAGGUGGUGGGCGCGGAGGACAUGGAGCUGUACGAGCUGGCGCAGGCUGCGGGCGCCACCGUCGACCCCGACGUGUUCAAGAUCCUAGUGGACUUGCUGAAUCUUAACGUGGCUCCCCUCGCGGUCUUCCAGAUGCUGAAGUCCAUGUGUGCUGGGCAGCGGCUGGCAAGUGAGCCCCAGGACUGUGUGUCCAUGUCUCUGCCCACGUCAGAGACCCGAGGGAGAAACAGAGACGGCCCCACUCUCAGCAGUGCAUCUACAUUGGCAGAACGUGGCAGCCGAGAAGGAUCCAUGCAGAGGAUCCCCCGCCAGCCCAGUGCUACCAGACUGCCCAAGGUGGGCGGGCCGGGGAAGAGCACCUCCCGAGGCAGCUCCUAGGCGGAACAGAGACUGCAUUUGGCACCACUGUCCUUCGGGCAAAUGCCUCCCACCUCUUCCCUCCCUAAAUCCUUCUGAGAAGCAGAGCAUCUGGAUGGACAUUCUCUACCAUGUUUGGAUAUUAUUAAAGCAUAGAAUUUGAGUGAGUUCUA
Nannospalax galili (Upper Galilee mountains blind mole rat) is the source of this 1127-nucleotide messenger RNA. RefSeq names its product mitotic-spindle organizing protein 2-like. Gene Ontology annotation, cellular component: centrosome; spindle. Lineage: Eukaryota; Metazoa; Chordata; Mammalia; Rodentia; Spalacidae. The record is from RefSeq and is a predicted model, not a curated record. The transcript has 3 exons. The coding region runs from base 514 to 975 and encodes 153 amino acids.